Molecule: messenger RNA, 3027 nt
Organism: Anneissia japonica
Lineage: Eukaryota; Metazoa; Echinodermata; Crinoidea; Comatulida; Comatulidae
Product: lysosomal protective protein-like
Exons: 11
Coding region: 137-1525 (462 amino acids)
Biological process (GO): proteolysis
Molecular function (GO): serine-type carboxypeptidase activity
Source: RefSeq, a predicted model, not a curated record
CUGUUUUGGUCAGGUGACCAAAUACAAUUGAUCACAUGACUAUCUGCUCACAUGAGAGGCCAGGCGCUGUGGGGGAGUUUCUAGAUUUAUUGUUGUAGUAAACUCACUAGUGCUGGAAGACCUUGUGCACAUCACCAUGAAAAACCUAGCAUUAUGUUGCUUCAUUAUCUCUGGAAUGAUCAUGGUUUCCAUGGCUGCAACAAACCCAGAUGAAGUACUCAACUUACCAGGCUUACUGAAGCAACCAUCUUUUCCACAUUACUCUGGUUACCUCAAAGCAACUGGAACAAAACAACUACACUACUGGCUGAUAACCUCAACACAUAAGAUUACUGAUCCACUCGUAGUGUUCAUUUAUGGUGGACCAGGAUGUAGUUCUUUGUACAGUUUAUUUGCUGAGAACGGACCAUUCACGGUACAAUCUAAUGGAGUGAAUCUUGACUACAAUGAAUAUAGCUGGAACUCUUUUGCCAAUGUCCUUUAUCUUGAGUCACCAGCCGGAGUGGGAUUUUCAUAUUCAGAAGACAAAAACUACAAGACGGAUGAUGACCAGAUCACAGAAGAUCACUACGCUGCUCUGAAGUCGUUCUUUGUUAAAUAUCCAGCCCUUCAGCCUCUUCCAUUGUAUCUGAUGGGUGAGAGUUACGCUUCUGUUUAUGUCUCCUUAUUGGCAAUGAAAAUGAUUAAUGCAGCAGAAGGUUAUGAUGCAAGCCUGAAAGGUAUUGCUACUGGAAAUGGGUUCAACAGUGUACAGAAAAAUGUGGAUUCCAUUGUUCCAUUUAUAUAUUAUCAUGGACUCAUUGGCAAUGAUAUGUGGUCAGUGCUUCAAGAGCAGUGCUGUAAAGACUCCCAGUGUUCUUACUACAACUCCACCAAUGACAACUGCACAGAUACUGUGAAUGGAAUUUAUCAAAUGGUUACUGACAUUGGACUGAACACCUAUAACCUGAAUGCAGAUUGUGUAGACAGUAGUAGUAUGAAGAAAUACACAGGCAGAAACAAGUACAGUAAAAAGAAGUACGCAAUGGACAUUACUAAGUUAUGGGAUCUAUCCGAAAGUGGCAAUGAACUGCCUUGCGUUAACACCUCCGCUAUAACGAAGUAUCUGAAUGACCCGUAUGUUCGGCAAGCACUGCAUAUUGAGAGCACGGUGCCCGCAUGGACUGUCUGCAAUAGUCAGAUACAUGACUCAUAUGUGAUGAAGUAUCCGGACUUAACAGAUAUCUACAAGAAACUGUUAGCUCUUUAUGAAUUCAAAUUACUGUUUUACAAUGGUGAUGUUGACCUGACAUGCAAUGCCCUCGGUAACGAAUGGUUUGUGAAAGAUCUCGGAAAAGAAGUAUCCGUCCAAUGGCGUCCAUGGCUGUACAACAAUGGUUACGAUCAGAUUGCCGGUUUUGUUCAAGAAUAUGAGGACCACCUAGCAUUUGUUACAAUAAAGGGAGCUGGUCACAUGGCACCUCACGAUAAUCGAAACGCUGCACAUCAACUCAUCUUCAACUUUAUGUACAACCGGCCAUACUAGAGAUAGUUACUGUUAACUGUACUUUGAGAACAAAAGAACCUUAAUUGUUUCAUGAGAACAUUACAUUGAGAAUAUUAUGUUAAUGUAUUAAUGGUGGUGGUGAUUUUCAGGACUGGUGGACCAAAAAGUUCAUGGAAAUUUUAAUAUGUAAAGUAUUAUGUUCAUGCAAUAAUGCAAUUUUCAGGGCUAGUUGAAUAAGAAGGUCACAGUUCACGUAAUAAUUUAAAUAAUUUUUUUGUAGUUGAUUUAACUUCAACUUGUUGAUAUAUUGAAAGUUCUAGCCACCAAAGGAAUUUACAUAAACAGCACAUUCCAUUUGUGUAGGUGGCUCUACAGCAACCAGUACCUGUAAACAAAGAGUAUAAAUAGAACAAGAGGGCAUACUCACAUUUGUAAGUUGGAUGCCCACUGUCACCGCGCACGGUUUGUUUGUGUAUCUGUUUUCCACAUGAUACAAUACUUUCAUAGAAGGGCGGUAGAUUUCCUUAUUUCUCUUAAUCGUCAUACUAUUGUGCGCGGGUAAUAAAGUGGAUACAAACAGCAAGGGGCAUCCUACACUGGCUGCGUAUUGUGUAUCCUUUUUUACACUCUGAAUGAGCAUAGUUGGCUCUCUUGUUCUAUUAAUACUCUUUGAACAGUGUGUAUUUUUCUAAUAAUUAUUGUAUAUCACUUAUUGAAUUUGAGAUUUUGUAUUCAAACAAAAAAAGUAAUUAUUUUUGUGUGUGUUUAGUUUAAUAUUGUUCUUAGUAUUUCUGAAAUUGUGUUUGUACACCACUAAAUUAGAUGGUCAAAAAGAAGUAUUUAGUAAUUAUAUGUAAUAUAUUGAAAAUAUAAUUUUUAGAUGAAGCAUUUACUUUUGGUUUUUAUUGAAGUAUUAUACUUCAUACAGGUAGUCUAAUAUUUUUUAAGGAAAUAUUUCUCAUUUUUGUUAGCAAAUUAUAUGAAUUCGUUAUGUUGCCGUACAGACCGCGGCUUCAGAAUGCCGACAUAUUGAAAACUUAAAUACAAAAAUGAUUUGAUUGUAUAAGGAAUAUACAUUUUUAAGUCUAUAAAAGAUUGAGUAACAGUGCUAUGGUCUUGAAGUUAAGAAACAUCAUUGAUCCAAUUUCUGAAAAUAAAUGAAAACAUGACACCAAUAAUCUUAUAGUUUGCAUCCAGUACACCUAAUAAUAAUAAUGGAAACAGAUGUUUAUAGAUGGUCUAAGUGCAUUAUAAUAAUUGAUGCAGUGAAGUAGGAAAUUUAUUACAAAAACAAGUAACAUUAUAUUGUAUAGUAAUUGCUUAGUAUCAUUGAACUAUAACAUAGCUAAUGCAUCAACAUUUAAGUGAUUGAAACUCGGUUAAGGCAGAUAAUUGAUGACUCAAUAUCAAAACUUACCAUGUCUUUCUUUUUUUUGUCCUCAAAAUGACAUUUCUGCACUGACUGUAAAAUAAAUUAUGAAUAACCUUUAAGAGUAUGUACACCGUAAUUUCUUAUUAAAAAUUAUUUAAUAUCAAACAAA